Messenger RNA from Chlamydomonas reinhardtii, 3157 nucleotides. RefSeq lists its product as uncharacterized. Lineage: Eukaryota; Viridiplantae; Chlorophyta; Chlorophyceae; Chlamydomonadales; Chlamydomonadaceae. Bases 113 to 1846 code for a protein of 577 amino acids. The record is from RefSeq and is a predicted model, not a curated record. The transcript has 6 exons.
CAUUGCAGAGCACGCAGCAUUCCACGAGAACAAGUCCGGGGAGCGCGUCCGUAGUUUCGGAGACUUUUUUUUGUUGGCACGGCGAGCCUUCGAUAUGCUAGCUCAGCAUAGCAUGAAACAACAUCUGAACGGGUUAAGGCUAUGCACUGAGCCUUAUGUCGCGACGAGGCCCUUCGGAGUCAAGUCGGGCUUGACGAUGCCCAUCGCGAGUGGCCCUGCCCGGCGCCCCGCGACAGUCAAUCGCUAUUCGUCAUGCAGCAGCACCUCUGACAGGCAGUCCCGAUGGGCUCCAAGGGCGGCCGGAAGCACUCUGCAAAUCGGCGCGCUCGCAACACCGCCGGGGCCCAGCGCUGCCCCAGCUGCCAGCAGCUCCUUUCCCCGCGGCCCCCUGGUCAACGAGUCAACGCCGCCUCAUCAUGACUGGUGGCAGUGGCUGACGUCCGUGGUGGCGUCUGCGGGGCGCGUCGCGGCGCUGGCGCUGGUGGUGGCCUCGCUGGUUCUGGCAUCGCCCAGCGCCGCCCUCGCCAAGGGCACUGGCGGCCGAGCGGGGGGCCGCAGCUCCGGCGGCCACAGCAGCGGCAGUAGCAGCCGGUCCUUCAGCGGCAGUAGCCGCUCUGGCGGCAGUAGCAGCAGCCGCUCUUACAGCGGCAGUAGCAGCAGCAGCCGGGGCACGCGCUCCGCUGCCAGCUCAGCCGGCGGCGCUGCAGCCUUAGGUGGCGGCGGUGGCGGCGGCUACUCGACCCACAUCACCACGGUGUACGGUGGCGGCGUCACGCCGAUGCCGUACUACCCGGCCCCCAGCCCCAUGUACGAUCCGUACGUCCAGGAUCCACUGCCCACGUCAACCGCCACACGGUCGGCCGCCUACUACGGGUCGACGACCUACAACGAGGAGGAUGAGGACGACAGCAUUGGCUUCAUCAUGGCCGUACUGUUGGGGCUGAACGGCUACUGCGCCAUUAGCGAGAUCCUGCGCGGCCUGUCAGCGGACUCCUCAAGCGGCAGUAGCAGCGGCACCUGGAGCGGCAGUAGCAACGGCCUGGCGGCGCGGGGGGCGCCGGUGGCCGUGUGCCGGGUGCAGGUGGCAGUGCUGGCGUCGGCGAGGGAGGAGCUGCAGGCCGACAUCGCCGAGCUGGUUGAGUCGGUGGACACACGCAGCGCCAGUGGGCUUCACAAGCUGCUGCAGGAGACUGCGCUGCUGCUGCUGCGGCACAGCGAGGCGUUUGCCUACAGCGGCGUGCAGGAGGCGGCGGCGGCGGGCGAGGCGGCGGCGGAGGCGGCCUUCGACCGACUGAGCCUGGCGGAGCGAAGCCGAUUUAAGGAGGAGACGCUGUCGAACGUGCAGGGCCGCAAGCAGCGCUCAUCUGGCGUGGGAAGCAGUAGCAGCAGCAGCGGACCAGGCGUCGCCGUUGAUGACGAAUUGGUAGUGGUGACCAUCCUCCUGGCGGCGCGCCCGCAGCCCUCCUCCUCGGCUUCUUCCGACCACAAACACAGCGCCGACUCCGAGCCAGCCCUUCUGGGGCUCCGGUAUGCCGCGGCGGCAAAGGGUGACAGCGGCAGCAGCGGCGGCAGCGGGCGCUCAGGGUUGAGCAGGCUGUUCGGUGGGUUUGGAGGCAAGCGUGGCGGCGGUCGGUUGGAGGGAGAGGGCGGCGAGGACGUUGAGGAGUCGGGGUGGGUGUCGCACCUGGAUGGCGUGCAGGGUGUGCGGCGCGCGCUGCUGGCUCUGAGCGGCGUGCGGGCGAGUCAGCUGCUUGCGGUGGAGGUGCUGUGGACGCCGGAGCAGGCCGGCGACACGUUCAGUCGGGAGGACCUGCUGGAGGAUUACCCGCACCUGCAGCCGCUGUGAGGUAGGCAGAGCAGAUGUGGGGCGCUGGUGCGGUUAGGUGGAGAGGGGAGGCAAUCAGAGGUUGGGAAGAGGGCUGCAGUUAGGGAGUGGCCAUGCUGAGAUGGGAUUGUAAGAGUAGAAGCGGAGUGUUGAAAGUGGGAAACUCGCAGGAGCAAGUACAGAGGCCCUGCAAAUAAGGGACAAGGGCAGAUCCACAGAAGGACUUGAGUAUUUUGUAUUGAUUGUAUUGAUUGGCGGCGGUGCUUUUGUAGGCGGGCGGUGCCUGUACGAACCGCCCCCAGCUAUGUCCGAGGAAUGAGGUAGACGCUUGUGGCCUCAGACUGGAGACGUGGCUUGGGCUCAACCCACUGCUCCCCGCCCUGCGAGGGGAAACCAUUUUUCCUGUCCAUGAAGUGCGGAAAUGCAGAAGUGCGGAAAUGCGCAAUCAGGCGCAAUACGGUAGCGAGCGAGGGCGGCGACGAUGUUGGCGGGACGGAUGCCGUGAUGAGUCCGUCCUGCGCGUGUCAGUAGUGUGCAGUUGUGUCAUCAGCGGCUUCAGCAAUAACAUACUGCCGCAGCUGUCGUGCGCUGCCGCCCGCAACUGCUGUUCAGCAGGUCACAGCGGCAGUGCGUGCUAGAUGGUGGCUGGAGAGCAAGUGCGUGUCCGCCAACGUACAGCGGCCAACGCGCAGGAGUUGCGGCGCUUCAUCACGUGCGUGUGGGCUUACUUGGUUGGUGGCUUACUUUCACUUCAUCGACGGCCUGGAGCUCGGCAGGCACACGCACCAGCCGCAUUUGCGGCAUUUCAUGUGCACGGAUGUACGUAUGGCGCCGCUGCGUGCGUUGGGCUUAGCAGCAGGUAUCGCAUCACCAGCAGCGAGGGACAGCAGGUAGGGGCAGCGGUGGUGACAGCAGCAACGGCAGGGCACCAUUACGGAAGGGCACCACGGCACAACGCAGCUAGCAGUGGCAACAGCAGGCGCGUCCGAAGGGACGACCAGCGCUCCAGCGCUGGCAGGCCUGAAUCCUCAGUGCACGGGUUGUGCCGGCAACCGGCCAUACGCGCGCGCAAUGCGCAUCCAAUACCUAAACAUGUAUGGGGGUGGCGGUGCAUUGGCGGCAGCGCCGGCGCAAGACGGCAAGGGCUAGGGCGGGCUGCGGCACCUCCUACACCAUUAUCACCACGAGCGGGGACAUCGGCGGUGGCGUUUGACUAUGCACAUGAGCUGCAUUGAUGCAUCCAGCCAAAGGAUGGAUGGUUUAAGGAGCCGUGGAUGCCGUGGCCGGCAAUGUGUACAGUAUGAAAGGCAAUUCAUGUAAUGACCAUACCAU